Molecule: messenger RNA, 1782 nt
Organism: Aspergillus japonicus CBS 114.51
Lineage: Eukaryota; Fungi; Ascomycota; Eurotiomycetes; Eurotiales; Aspergillaceae
Product: GATA-like domain-containing protein
Exons: 4
Coding region: 1-1782 (593 amino acids)
Source: RefSeq, a predicted model, not a curated record
AUGGAGUGUCUUCCCAAAGGCUUGUUGUCGACAGCGACCAAAGAGGUUUCUGAAGACUUGACGGGGGCAUAUUCAGUGGACGUCGCAGAUGUUGCCCGUUUGUGGAGAGUCUACAGCGCCAACCCGUCAGUGCACAAUGAUGACAAAGGAUACCGGCUUGAGAACUUCUUUUGGAGGAUCUGGGGUAGCAAGCGCCUGCUGCAAUCUAUCACUGGUUCCAUGCUGGCCGACUUGUUCUCGAGGAUCUCAGACCAGCGUUCGAUUUCCUUAUCUGAGCUGCACAAGACCCACAAGAGAGCAGUCCAGGCCGACAAGCCGCGCAAGCCUAGCAGUGGCAGCGGCAGGCCACUUCCACCCAUUCUGAAGAAGCCGAGUAGCAGUCACUCCUCCCACGGAGAAACACACAAGACUACCCGUAUCCUGCUCACUGGCCUGGAUGGUCAGAGCACGACCCGCAAACCCUCUAACACACCCACACCCAUUCCCACCACUCCAUUGAUCGUACCCGAGCCUGCCACAAGAGCUCCGCCGAAGAAGGCUUUUGUCGUGGCUGCGAAAGCUAGAGGAGCCAAACGGCGACCAGUGAUCAUGCGUCGCAAGUCGUCGCAGCACUCCAACGGUACCACGGGCAGUUCUAAUCAGGACCCUGCUCCACUGAUGACGGACUACCCGGAGACUCGCCCAGUGCUGAUGCGGCGCAAAUCUUCUCAGCAGUCGUCUGGCACCACCAGUAGCUCGGUCUUCGAGGAGACUCCGCCGGAAUCUGGCCCACUGGAUGCUGAAGACCUUCGUGGUUCUGCACUGAAGCCGCGCGGAUCACAACAGUCAUCUGGUACUAGUGGUGAUCCUACUCGCCUCUUGACUCCGCAAGGCGACUCCAUACCUGAGAGUGUGAGACCUGUCGAAAUUCAGAAGUCGAUGCAGCGUGAUUCCUCUCAGCCGCUGUUGGAAACCACUGGCGUCUCUACCAUUGCAGAGCCGACCCCACUGACCGACUAUUCUCAGAUUCAACCCAAGCAGAAUGAGAUCAAGGUGUCCGAGACUGUGGAAGAGGUUGCUAUAUCCCCUAAGGAUGCAGACCAAGAGCUGUGUGAAAGCGUCGAAUCCCAGUCAAAGACACCUGAUACAGCUGCCAGUCACCCAGAAGAGCAGUUCAAGUCGGGCAGUCUGCCGGCAGCAUUCCUUGAGGACUUGAGGGAGCUGCUCAACCCAGACAACCCACCUAGAGUCCCUUCACCACCACCGCGAAAGCGUCCGUGGGGCGACUUCCUGGUCAAGCCACCCACACCCAAGCCGAACUUCUUCGUGCCAAGCGCUAUUCGCCGCUAUGACUACCGACACCUGGAGGCUGAGAACUACCAGCCAUCCACGGCCAAGUUGGUCGACAAGAACUUUCGGCAGCGGUUCUCGGACAGUAUCCGCCAGGAGCACUUCCUUGCGUCGUCUGUGGGGGUUUCCGGCUUCGGGUCGCUGUCCGCGCCAGCGCCUCCAGACCCGAUGCAGACAGCAUCUAGCGGGAUACUCACCAGUACGAACCUGUCUCCUCGAUUUGAGAGCUCACCUGGCACUGCAUCGACGGCCCCGACCUCUGGCGUGACACUGGAGACCAUAUCGGACGAUGAGAUGUCCGUGAGCUCUGAUGUCGAGGACGACAGCGCCGAGGAGGACGAGGGACCGGCUUUGCUGACUCCGUUCUCGUUGCCCCCCAGCCGCAGUGGAAUUAGCAUGAUGCUGGAGCGGAGCCGAGGGGGUUGCGGGUUGCGUCGUCCUAAGGAUAGCUAG